AUGAUCCGGAUUGGCUACAAGCGAUGUGAGUAUGAUUGUUGUGUUUAUAUGAAGAGCCUUGAUGAUGAUUCAUCUAUUUUUCUGUUACUUUAUGUGGAUGAUAUGCUGAUUGUUGUUAAGAGUAUGAGUGAUGUCAACAAGUUAAAGACUUUGUUGAGCAAAAAAAUUGACAUGAAGGAUUUGGGUGCAGCCAAGAAGAUUCUUGGGAUGGAGAUUCACAGGGACAGAACUUCUAGGAAAUUAUGGCUAUCUCAACAUAACUAUGUUGAGAAGGUGUUGGAUAGGUUCAGCAUGGGUACUGCAAAACCAGUAAGUACACCUUUGGCAAAUCAUUUCAAAUUGUCUACUGCUCAGUGCCCGAAAACAGAUGAUGAAGUUCAAGACAUGUCAAAGGUUCCAUAUGCCAGUGCAGUAAGGUGUUUGAUGUAUGCUAUGGGUGAUCAUUUAGUUGUCGGAUAUGUGGAUGCAGACUAUGCAGGGGACUUGGAUGAUAGGAGGCCUACCACAAUGCCUGAGGCUGCUAAGGAAGCUUUGUGGCUUAUAGGGUUGGUCAAGGAGCUAGGUACUAGAUGGGAGACGUCCCAACCUAUUGCCCCAGUUGGAGUUUCAGGAUAUGCUUUAUUUUCUCCUAAGGGGUGGAUAUUCGCCAAGGUGGAGAUUGUUGAAGUAUAUGGCUCAUACACUGAAAGCAGGCAGAUGCUGGAGCGUAGCAUAGCGGAGGGAAAUGGGAGUAAGAAAAGAACUGGAUGUAGUUGGUUCGAGUUUGGUGAUGAGGUUCACAAGUUUUUGGUUGGGGAUGUAUCACACUCACAAAGUGAGCAGCUCCAUGGAUUUCUUGAAACCCUAUCAAAGAGGAUGAGAAAGGAGGGGUAUGUGCUUGAUAAUUCUUGUGUGCUUCACAACGUUGAUGAAGAGGAGAAAGAAACUUUACCAUGUGGACACAGUGAGAAAAUGGCAAUAACUUUUGGUAUUCUUAACACCCAUCCCGGAACUACAAUUAGAGUUGCCAAGAACCUUAAGAGUAUGUAA
This is a messenger RNA of Carya illinoinensis, 1029 nucleotides long. Its product is annotated as pentatricopeptide repeat-containing protein At4g14050, mitochondrial-like. Gene Ontology annotation, biological process: RNA modification. The transcript has 5 exons. The record is from RefSeq and is a predicted model, not a curated record. NCBI's taxonomy places the organism in Eukaryota, Viridiplantae, Streptophyta, Magnoliopsida, Fagales, Juglandaceae. Gene Ontology annotation, molecular function: zinc ion binding; RNA binding. Bases 1 to 1029 code for a protein of 342 amino acids.